Linderina pennispora is the source of this 2025-nucleotide messenger RNA. RefSeq lists its product as uncharacterized. The record is from RefSeq and is a predicted model, not a curated record. The transcript has a single exon. The coding region runs from base 30 to 1982 and encodes 650 amino acids. Lineage: Eukaryota; Fungi; Kickxellomycota; Kickxellomycetes; Kickxellales; Kickxellaceae.
CAAAAAUCUAACCUAAUUGAUAUCCAGCUAUGUCCUUUAGUGCUCAAAACACCCCUAUUGCUAUCAUCAAUAGGAUCCUUGACUACGUAGUCCAACAGUUUCCAAAGACGCCAUAUAUUACAUAUGGCUGCUGUUGUGGCCCAUAUGCGCGUCUGUUCACAGUUGCUGGUCUGUGUCGUCAUUGGCGAGAGGUAGCAAUCAGCAGGCUGUUUGAGGAAGUUUGGUGGUGCAGCAAGGACGAUGAUGACAGUGGAUUCUGGAAUAUGUGCCGCAGACAGCCUGACCCGAGGAGUCUCGUAGCAGCAUAUAAGACAGGCAACCUGUUUCGUGUGAAAACCGUGCGGAUACAUUGGAUAGGCGAGGAUAUCGUGGACGGAGCUGCCACUGAGGUAUUCAAAACUUCCCCUUUUGAUACGCUGGUGGUACCCAGCACCACCACACUGGUGUUUUCAUUAAUGCACUCGCAUGCUACGAAUGGCGUACAGAAGUCUGGACUUGAUGCAACCAUUCAUGCCGAGGCAUUCUGCAACGAGAUCCACCGGAUCUUCCCAAAUUCUCAGAUCUGCGGCUUGUCAAGUCUUGGCAGCCUUAAUGACUAUGUGGAUACGCCAUUUGUUCGCAGUCUAAUAUCUGGUCUGACCAGUCGCGCUACCGCUGUUUCAACUACUUUGUGGUCGAUACCCGCAUACAGCUAUCCCCUUACCAGCGUUGCCAACCUAUUCGAACUGGACAUCGAUAUCAGUGGCCCAGAUUCGCCCCUGAUAGAAGUCAUCCGUCGCAACGCGUCAGCACUAGAGCAUGUUGGUCUUAAGAGCCAGCAUGCAGCGGUGUUUUCUAAAAUUGUUCAGGCUGACGACGGUACACCGAUAGUAUACCCACGUGUAAUGGCACUAACGAUCGCGUGUGGUGAUAGGGCUGGGCAGCUUGAGAACGCUGCUCUUGGUUCACCGACUGGAGCGCCGUUCCCAGCACUUCAGAAACUGACAUGCACCGCUGAUUAUCCUUUCAGCAACGAUGUGCUCUUUAGAGAGAACAGUUCAACACUCGAGUGUCUGAAGAUUUCCCUUUGUCCUCGAGCUGCUACAGAUCUGCGGGGCUGUGGUGUAUUUGAUGCAGGCAGAUUCCCCGCGCUAAAAUACGUCAACUCCUAUAUUGACACGAGAUACCAGGAGGAUGAGCGUACAGACCAAGCUAGGUGCCUCCUUGUCCUCAGCACCAACGCUAGAAUAUUAUUCACAAACGGAGGCAGCUGCUUGUUUGACAAUAUUGGGCUCACCAUUGGGCAAGUUGGGCGGAAUAUCGUACAGCUGCAAAUUCCGAGUGUUAAAUUCACUCUGCAUCGUUAUCUUCAGCUGGUCAAGGCACUGCCCUAUCUGCGGGAAAUAUCGGCAGGGAUCAAAGUUACUAGUGAGUUGCUUGGUAACGAUCGAGCUCAUGACGAUUGCAUCGCACAAUGCCGGCGUCAGUGGGAGAUAGAAAGGGAUAUACAUGUGGGCAUUGAAGGCAACUUGGCAGACGAAACUGGCGCGGAAAAGGAGGCAUCUAUUAGUACAAGUGAAAACGAAAACGACGAUUACAGCAUGUAUGGCGAAGAGGCGGACGACGAGUACCAUUACUGGUGCUGGAGCAACUGCAAGAACCUUUACCGCACGCUUAUGUUGGGCCAUUUGGAUACGCUCUAUGCGGAUCUGGAGUUUGUUGACGCACUCUAUGAUCAGUACUACCCACUCUCUACUACGCUGACACUACUGGACAUAUCCAUUCAGAAAAGGGUCCGCCUUAUUCCAUUGAGAUUGGCAAUAAUUAUCGUCGCCCUCUGCCCCACUGUCCAGUGCAUUCAGACCUCCUGGGUCGUCGACGAAGGAUUCGCUUUGCAUUAUGCACCAGACCUAAAUGACUGGGUAAUUGCAAGAUCUGAUGUCGAGGCAACUACGCAGCAUACAAGACUUAAGAACCAUCUCCAGUCUUUAGAGAGGGCUUAGCAGUAGGUUUUUUGUGUUUGGUUAAAUGGACCCACCAUUGUAU